This is a messenger RNA of Dendronephthya gigantea, 1325 nucleotides long. RefSeq lists its product as uncharacterized. The coding region runs from base 186 to 1073 and encodes 295 amino acids. The record is from RefSeq and is a predicted model, not a curated record. NCBI's taxonomy places the organism in Eukaryota, Metazoa, Cnidaria, Anthozoa, Malacalcyonacea, Nephtheidae. The transcript has 2 exons.
UGCACGUCGGUACGGGUGCGGCCGGCCAGCGCGACGUCCCUCACGACCGUUUCGGCAGGAGAUUGGUUCAGGUCUUCACGAGAAACGAGAACGGCAGCCUGGAUAACUUGACCGAGAAACUCGCCGCGGCCGGGUACACGCUGUCUUUUUACACGACCGGAAUAGACGUCGCCGUGGAUGCAGCGAUGCGUGCGGCGAUUGUCGACAAAGAGGGAAUCUUCAGCCUGCCGGAAGAAGUCUUCACCUACCCGAACCUGCCGUGGGACAUACGAAAGAUGUGGGGACAACACGGCGUGAACGCGUACGAAGAAUAUCGUCCGAUAUUGAACCGCCCCGAGGAUCCUACGGUGUGGGCCUGCAGUGGCGCUGGAUCGCGGCAAGUUCUCGCAGACGAUGGUGAAUCGUGGCCCGAGAGCCAAGAUUCGGACAACUUUUUUUUUCGAAUUGUACCAUGCAGCACGUUUUUGGAAAGCCGAUGUUUCGUCGCGAAAAGCGAAAUUCCGAACUCGGGUCACGGCCUGUUCCUAGCACGACACAAGUUCCCCAUCGAGAGCGGGGCGCAUAUCUGCCUUUACGCCGAACGAAGCACCACCGAGGAAGAAAUGAACAAAAACAGCAGCUCUCGUUCCUACGCGAUAUUCGUGCACAGAAAAAAACGAUGGUUCGACGCGGAGGUGGAAACGGCCAAUAAUUUGGGACGAUUUGCAAAUCAGCCGUGGGUGCUCGAAGCAUUCAAGCACAUACGAACUCUUUCGUCAGCGGAAAGGCCCCCUCUGACGGAAGAGGAUUGGGCGAAAACCGAAAGUCGAAUAGACGAACAGUGCAACGCUCGCUUCGACACGACCGGGGAACAGUUAGUUCUACGAACGAAACGGCGCUUGGAGCCCUCGAAACGUCCGACGGAGAUACUGGUGAACUACGGUGGGCUUCGCUCCUACUGGAUCCCGUUGUUAAGACAACGCCGUGAUGAUGAAGUGCUACCAGAAAGCCUGAGAGAAAUCGUUGCGUGGCUUUUCGAGUCCCCAGAAUGCAACUGGUCGACCGAGCAAAGAACUAAAUGGACGUUUAUGUGAACUGAAAAGAACAUGCAACCAAUUUGAACAUAAUAGUUGAACAUUUAAGCCGGACAUUUCACUGAAAAUUUAGGCUAUUUAUUUAUUUUGUUGCUUCUGUAUUGAAAAUGUACAUAUGUCAGGAAAUAAAGUUUUUUUCUGGCCAAAGCUAGAUAUUAAUAACCCUUUUGUCACUACUUGUAUAUACAGUGUGUAUCAGGAAUGAAACAUGCGUGCAUUAUUAAUGAUAAGCUUAAAGCUUACCCGAUUUAU